CAAAGAACUACGUGGCUAAACCUGGACCAGUCUCUUGUUUGUAUUGCUUUUUCUCCCCUCUUAAAAUGCAGAGGAAUUUGCAGAGGGAAGAAGUAAAGGAAGGAUGGAGCAAGUGGUGAAAAACAGAGAAGUGGUACUACUUUCCUACUCCAACGAAGGGCCUGUCACAGAUGAUCAACUGAAAAUCAGAGAAACCCAACUGAACUUAAAUGCAUGUAAGGAAGGAGAAGUAGUUGUGAAGAAUAUGUGGGCUUCAGUAGAUCCAUAUCUCAGAUGGCUUAUGAAAGAACCCAACACAACACUCUAUAUGGACAGCUUCAAAUUAGAUCAGGCCAUCGUUUCACUUAUGAUUGGAAAGGUAGUUGUUUCUGCCAAUCCUGAAUUUGAAGUGGGUGAUCUGGUCACUGGGGCGUAUCAAGUGUCCGACUAUAGCAUAGUAGGAGAAUCAAAAUUGAGAAAAAUUGACACCAAUCUGGCUAAACCUUCUGAUUAUUUGGGGCCUCUCGGCAUGAUAGGGUUGACUGCUUGGGUGGGUUUUCUGCUAAUUGGAGAGCCUAAACCUGGAGAUGAGGUGCUAGUUUCUGCUGCAGCAGGGGCAACGGGACUUAUAGUGGGACAGUUGGCUAAAAUCAAAGGGUGCCGUGUUGUUGGUAGUGCUGGUAGUGACCAAAAGGUGAAGAUGUUGAAAGAAGAAUUUGGAUUUGAUGAUGCCUUCAAUUACAAGUCAGAGACAGAUUUGGAUGCAACACUGUCCAAGUACUUUCCAAGAGGAAUAGACAUUUACUUUGAAAAUGUGGGAGGGCAAAUGCUAGAGGCUGUUCUCAACCACAUCAAUAUGAAUGCUAGGAUCCCUCUAUGUGGAAUGAUCUCUCAAUAUAACCAAGAUUGGAAGGAAAGUUAUGGAGUGAGAAACAUUUUUACCUUGGUAGGAAAAUGUGGGAAAAUGCAAGGCUUCCUUGUACAUCAGCAUCUCCAUCGUAUGGAGGAAUUUGUAAAGGAGGUGGGAGGGUAUAUGCAGCAAGGUAAAAUCAAAUUCAGAGAAGAUGUGACACAGGGAAUUGAGAACUUCUUGGAAGCAUUUAAUUCUCUAUUUAGUGGGGGAAAUACAGGAAAAGCUCUUGUUCAGCUCACAGCCGACUAAUAAGCAAGCACAGUGUGUUUUCCUAAUCCAGAAAUGUGAUCAGAACUUUCUGGAACAUACUUAAAAAAAAAUUACUCUCUAGUAAGUAGUAGACAAGCUAUGGGAAAAUUGGUAUAGGAGAAUGAAACUUUCUGUGUCUGUAGAAGUUUUUAAUAUUAUCUUUUAUUUGAGUUAUAGGAAUUGGUAUUUUUGGCCCUGAAUAUGAGAGGAAAUAUCUUCUAUCAAGAUAAAAACUUGAUCUUUUACAAACAUCAUAAGUUUUUCUUUUGUAUCUGUAUCUCUUUGGCAGGGCUUAAAUUUGAUGGCCUUAGGUCGUAAAAUAUAAUCAAAAUUUGAAGAAUAUUGUAUUUUCUGAAAGGAAAGUUUUUGGACAGACCAUCAUAAUUUAUAUAAAAAUAUUUUGAUAUA
This is a messenger RNA of Cryptomeria japonica (Japanese cedar), 1549 nucleotides long. RefSeq lists its product as uncharacterized. The transcript has 6 exons. Gene Ontology annotation, molecular function: 2-alkenal reductase [NAD(P)H] activity. The record is from RefSeq and is a predicted model, not a curated record. The coding region runs from base 104 to 1141 and encodes 345 amino acids. Lineage: Eukaryota; Viridiplantae; Streptophyta; Pinopsida; Cupressales; Cupressaceae.